GAGCUUUCCGAUGCCUAUGCCAAGUGUGCCACCAUUCAGGCAGAGGUGAAGCGGCGGGAGGAUCUCUUGAGGGGAAUUCCCCUGGUGCUGGCAGACUUCCUAGAGCAGAUUCAUCUUCCAGAUCCUGAUCUGACACACGCUGGCGCUCGGCCGGAGGACGCACCGAGGCUCGUAAUAGCUGCUUUGCAAAAGCUCCAGACUGCGGUGUCCAAGCGUGAGGAGGAGCUGAAAACAGCUAACGAGAAGAUCGCCGAGUUGUGCAAGUACGGCGCCAAACGCGAUGAGGAUGUGCAGCGUGAAGCCUAUGAUGCCCUGCGAGUGGAGCUGCUGGAUGUCUCCAAACGUUGUGCUGACGCAGAAGCCAAGCUGCGCGAGCUCGGUGUGGAGGAGACCAAAGGAGCUGGUACAAGCCUCAUCACCAAGAUGUCCAUGCUAAUCUACCAGCUCCAGGUAUCUGUGAUCUCCGGAACGGGGCUGCGAACAAAAGGCUGGCGGCCUGGACCAGAAAGCGAAGCGCUGUCUUGUAUCGUGGAAGUGGUGGGCAAGGAAGCCAAAUUCGGGACCAAGCCUGUCCGGGACUCCAAGAAUCCAGCGUGGAAUCACACUGGAGAGCUGCAGAUGUCGCACAGCGCCUUGCCUUGCUGUGAGUGCCUGUAG
Molecule: messenger RNA, 657 nt
Organism: Symbiodinium necroappetens
Lineage: Eukaryota; Dinophyceae; Suessiales; Symbiodiniaceae
Source: the annotation of a GenBank genome assembly